Colletotrichum karsti is the source of this 813-nucleotide messenger RNA. Its product is annotated as HpcH/HpaI aldolase. Bases 1 to 813 code for a protein of 270 amino acids. The record is from RefSeq and is a predicted model, not a curated record. Gene Ontology annotation, molecular function: aldehyde-lyase activity. The transcript is spliced from 6 exons. Lineage: Eukaryota; Fungi; Ascomycota; Sordariomycetes; Glomerellales; Glomerellaceae. Gene Ontology annotation, cellular component: cytoplasm.
AUGUCCUCAACCCCAGCAGACCAGCUCGCCCUCGCCCGCGAAACCGUGCGGCCGAACCUCGUCAAGCGCCUCAUGCGCGAGAACAAGCUCGCCCACUCCUUCGGCCUCCGCGUCGCCUUCUCGACCGAGAUGCCCCUCGUCGCCAGGCGCGCGGGGUACUCGGCGGUGCUGAUGAACCUCGAGCACAUGGCGAUGAGCAUGGAGACGAUGAAGGACAUCGCCGUCUCGUGUCUGAACGUCGGCAUCACUCCCACGGUCGUCGUCCCGACGUGCUCCCAAGAAUGGAUCUCGCGCUGCCUCGACUCCGGCGCGCAGGCCGUCAUCGUGCCGCAUGUCAAUACCGUCGAGCAAGCCAAGAUGUGCGUCGACGCGUCGAAGUUUCCUCCCUUGCUAUCCUACGCGGCCAUUGCCGAGGUCGUCAACGACGAAGUGUUGAUCAUGCCCAUGAUUGAGACAAAGGAGGGUGUCGAGAACGUAGAAGCAAUUGCGGCCGUGCCAGGCAUCGAUGCCCUCUUUAUCGGUUGUGCAGAUCUUUGCAUGGAGCUCGGUAUCCCUGGCCAAUACGACUCGGAACUAUUCCAUUCGACCGUUGCCAAAAUCGCAGCCGCCGCAGAGAAGGCGAGCGUCGAUGGUCGCAAGGUAUUCGUCGGUCUCGGAGGUUUGGAGCCACGACCAGACCUUCUUGAAGAACUCGCGAAACGACACGCUCCUAUUCGAUUUGCGAUGGCAGGUCGGGACUUGGCCCUGCUGCUGGCAGGCAUGUCGAAACAGGCAGCAUCAAUGAACGAAAUAUCAACAAGACUUCAGUGGUAG